Molecule: messenger RNA, 3368 nt
Organism: Carassius gibelio (silver crucian carp)
Lineage: Eukaryota; Metazoa; Chordata; Actinopteri; Cypriniformes; Cyprinidae
Gene: matk
Product: megakaryocyte-associated tyrosine kinase
Exons: 12
Coding region: 959-2362 (467 amino acids)
Biological process (GO): positive regulation of kinase activity; cell surface receptor protein tyrosine kinase signaling pathway; multicellular organism development
Cellular component (GO): signaling receptor complex
Molecular function (GO): protein binding; transmembrane receptor protein tyrosine kinase activity; ATP binding
Source: RefSeq, a predicted model, not a curated record
UCAAAAAUAUCAAGAGUAUUGUUUGUUUGUUUUCAUUUUUUACUGCUCUGGGCUCACAGAGCUACUAGUUUAAUGUUUAUGUCUUGUGUAUAAGGAUUUUAGUUGAUUUUUCAUAACCUAAAAGAGUUUCAAAGACAUUUUUUUGAAACUACCAACACUCAUAUGUGUAUUCAAACACUCAUAUGUGUAUUCAAAGCGUCUUUCUAAAGAAUUUUCUUGUUCAGUUGUCUUUUUUAUUUUUUAUUGUAUUUGAUUUUUGUGGAACAUUUUAAAUGACAUUUUUUAACAUUUUCGAGGCAAGGGUUUAUGCAAAAUGGUUAACCUUAAGUUUUGAAUGUGUUUUUAUUUAUUUAUUUAUUUUACAUGUAACUUGUUAACCUUUUUGCCCGUAUUAAUCACGUUGUACUUUUUUGCAGUCAUGGUGUCAUGCGGUGCGACUUAUUUUUUAACUGUUAUUAAGCGUGUGUAUAUUAAGGAUUUUUUUUUGUUUAACGUUUUUGAAGUGCCAAUACGACGUUAUGUUCACUUUACUUAUUUUUCAAUUCAUACUGGUUUAUUUUUUCUCCAUCAUUCACCAUUUUAAUCAGUUUUUGUGAUGCAACAAUUUUAUUUGAUUCAUAUGUAUAUUGAGUUUUUUUUUUUUUUUUGGACCAUUUUUGAUUGCCUUUUGCCGUUUUUAGACAUUUUUUAUUGCUUUGUGUCUUUAUAUUACUAUUAAAUUAAUGUGUAAUAUUUUACUUGGUUUUUUUUUUGCCAUUGUGUUCUUUUGGCCGUAUUACUACUCUAAUCAGUUUUUUCAUUGACAAAUGUAGAAAAUUUAUAUUUAAAUCAUGUGUUUUGAGUUUUUGGAAUGAAUUUUGGAACUUUUUAAACUUUUUUUAAAUUUUCUUUUUAACUUUUUCUUGGGCUAAUUUAGAUGAUGUAUAAAUUGUUACUAUAUAUAACAUGCUAAAACAUCAUGUCCAAUCAGUUUUUCCAUCAGGUUGAAGGUCUGAAGAUCUUCAGAUGUUCAGUGCUCAAUAGAAACAUGGCGAUGAAGAGUUGGACGGCAGGUACACAGUGUGUCGCCAAAAAGCAGCACUGCAAACCCAAAGCUGGUGAAAUAGCGUAUCACAAAGGCGACAUCUUGAUGAUCAUUGGACCUGGGACGAGGAAUGGAGAAUACAGAGCCCGACAUAACACCACAGGGGAGGAAGGAAUUGUUUCAGGUUCGAAACUCAGAGAAAGGGAAGCCCUCCGUAUCGACCCCAAAUUGAGUCUGAUGCCAUGGUUUCACGGUAAAAUAUCUGGACCGCAAGCCGUCUGCAAACUCAAGCCCCUGGAGGACGGGCUGUUCUUGGUGCGGGAGUCGGUUCGGCAUCCCGGCGACUUCGUGCUGUGCCUCUGCUUCAGUCAGAAGGUCUUCCACUACAGAGUCAUCUUCAAAGACAGCAAGCUGAGCAUCGACAACAAGCAGUUCUUCUACAACCUCAUCGACAUGAUCGAGUUUUACAGAGUACAUCAAGGCGCCCUAGCUUCGCUCCUGCUGAAGCCCAAGAAGAUGGAAGGCACUAAAUCCGCCGAGACCAAGCUGUUGAAAUCCGGCUGGCUUCUAGAUCUGUCCAAGCUGAAGCUAGGAGAGAUCAUCGGAGAAGGAGAGUUCGGCGCCGUGUUCGAGGGUGAAUACGCCGGGCAGCGGGUGGCUGUUAAGAACAUCAAGUGUGACGUAACCGCUCAAGCCUUCCUGGAGGAGACGUCUGUCAUGACGAAUCUCCAUCAUAAGAAUCUGGUGCGGUUAUUGGGAGUGAUUCUUCACAACGGCCUGCACAUCGUCACAGAGCUCAUGGCCAAGGGGAAUCUGGUGAAUUUUCUUCGCACACGAGGACGCUUCGCCAUCAGUGUGACGCAGCUGCUGCGCUUUUCACUAGACGUUUGUGAAGGAAUGGAGCACCUGGAGUCGAAGAAACUCCUGCACCGAGAUCUCGCCGGACGCAACAUCCUCGUGUCUGAAGACAGCGUCGCCAAAAUCAGCGACUUCGGUCUGGCCCAAGUCAGUUCGACGGCUACCGACAACUCCAAGUUACCCGUCAAGUGGACGGCGCCCGAAGCCUUGAACAACAAGAAGUUCUCCACUCAGUCAGACGUUUGGAGCUACGGAGUCCUCCUCUGGGAGAUCUUCUCAUACGGCAGACAGCCGUAUCCCAAAAUGUCGGUGAGUGAGGUGCGGGAGCGAGUGGAUCAGGGUUACCGCAUGGAGCCUCCGGACGGAUGUCCUCCUGACGUCUACGGCAUCAUGACGUCCUGCUGGGAGACGGAGCCCAAGAGGAGACCGUCCUUCCACAAGCUCCGAGAGCGGCUGGAGAAAGAGCUCGGCACACACUGACCUCCGCAUGUGUCUAUAAUGUACAAUUAAUUUAUUAUUCAUCACACUCUGUAUUUAGGGGUUUUUGAGUGGAUCUUGAAAACACACCGAAGUGUUUCGCCUCAAGAUGGGGAAAGUCAGAUUAAACUAUUGCAUGAAGGUAAAGCCUGGUUUAGGACCUUAAUUUAAUUGUAUUUGUUGCAUUGUAUAACUUAUUAUAAGUGGUUCUCAUCUACUGAUUUAUUUUAUUGUUUUUAUUUUUAUUAAAAUGGUAUAAUAAAAAUCGAUAUAAACAAUACAGCAUGUAAUAACACGAAAUACCUUUUAUUUAAAAAAUUUUUGCAUUAAUUAUAAUGUGAAUUUGGUAGAAAAUGUGCUUAUUUGUCAUGGAAAAUAAUGUAAUGUUGCUCUCAAAUUUUUAGGGUUGUAAGAAAUAAAAUCUUUCUUAUUUUAUUGUUGUUUAUAAUAAUUUAAAAAAUUUAAUCAGUACAAAUUAAAACAAUAUAGUAUAUAAUACCAUGAUGAAAUACCUAUAACUUGGUAUAUAUUUAAUACUUAAAUGUUUUUUUGUGCUUAUUUGUUAUUGAAAUAAUGUCACACCUUUGACUACAGUCACAAUAUGCAUAAAUAAAAUCUAAAUUAAUUCUCAUUACUGAAGUGCAAAUAUUAUUUAAUAUCACUGUAUUCGGAAAUUAAAACAAGACACAAUGUGUCCAGACACAUUAUUAUUAUUAAUUUUUUUUUUUAUUAUUAAUUAGGCUUUAGUUUAUUUUAUUUCAGCCGUUUGUUUUGAUUUUGGGGUGGAAAUAUUCCUGACAGGUUUUUCCCAAAUGAUGAAAUUCAUUAUUGCACAUGCUUUAUUAUUAUUAUUAUUAUUAUUAUUAUUAUUAUUAUUAUUAUUAUUAUUAUUAGUAUGUGCUUCAGUCCUCUGUGAGGUUUUGUAAAAAACAGGCUUUCUGCUUAUGUUGUACAUGCAAUGAGAAAUGUAUUUAUUGUGACAACAGUAAUAAACCCAUCAGGAAAUGGA